CCAAAAAUACUCAACUAUGGUCGUCCAAACAUGACUUCACGACCGAAGAAAAAAUGCGUUUUUCUUAAUUUUCCUUUUAUUUAUGUAUCAUUUCAAAUUCUCUUUAAUAUCCCAGUUACUGAUGGAAAUGGAUCGGUAUUUUUUCGAGAUUUUGUUCCAUCUGUCAUGGAGAGACACAUUAAAUCUGCGAGGCAUCUACCCCUCUGCAUCUUGUUUAGGAAAAGUGCAACUGAUGGAUCCAAACUUGAAAAACAUGUUUAUACCUUGUGGAAAAAUGAGUCGAACAAUUACAAAGACUGGCAGUUUGGAUCCUAUUCUUUUGACAAAAGUGAAAUGGUGAGGGAAAGAAAACCCCAGCAAAUGCCAGCCCUGAAAUGUUACUUGGGGCAGUCUUCAUCAUAUAUGUAUGAGGGAAAGACAAAAAAAUCUCUUAUCCAUCAGUGGCUGAAUAGAUUGGUUGAUCAGCAUGCUGAACAACUUCAAGAUGCCUCACCAGAACUUGUGAGAGUUGCUAUGGAGACACAUAAUGUGACAAUUCUGGCCUUUCCUGAUCAUUACAAUCAUCAUCAUGUUGAAGAAAAAGUGUUUGAGCUCAGUGAGAAAACCCUCAGCUGUAAAGCGUUUGUGAUACACCCUUACUCCAUUCACGCCAGUGAGCUAAGAGAGAUCUAUGAAGUUCCAGAUAUACCUGCAAUUCUUGUACUAACAAAAGACAGUAGGAAAAGGAACAAAUUUGUACCUCGCUUAUUUUCAAGACAACAUAUACAGACUAGUAUGCUAGAUAUCCACCUUCAGGCUUUACAGAUCCGAUCUGUACACCGCUACACUGAGGAGGAGUUUGGAAAAAAUGUAAUGACCUUGAGAGGAACCCUUUAUAUCCCAAAGGUCAUGGUUUUCUAUGCUUACUGGGGAGUGAAAGUCCAAGCUUAUCUGUCCGCCUUCAGGCGGAGUGUGGAGGAAUUCAAGGACCUUGGGGUACUGGUGGAAUAUGGGAUGGUAGACCUCGCACAAGAGGCUGGCAAAAAAUUGGUGUCCAAAUGGGUUAGAAGUGAGGUAUCUAGGAAUGUACCAUUUACCAUACUGUUUCAUACAGAUGUAAGGAAUGACUUCCUGAUUCAGCAUGGACUGAAGGAGGACCGCCCCACCCCCUCUGUCUUGUAUCAGCUGUUCCAGUCUGCCACUAUCAAUAUCACAUACUGGGAUGGGAGGCUGUUCGAUGAUUACCUUCCUUAUGGUCAAACAGAUUCCUCUCAGUAUUCAUUGCUGGAUGAAGGGCCACGGGGCCAACUCUGUCAUCCCUGGUCACACAAUAGAACAGACAGUGACCCACCUCUUCCUGUGGUCAAGCAGAGGAAAAGGAAGGCACCACCAACCAAAACACGCACCACAGAGAGGGGCUGGCAUGAGAGGCAUGGAUCUGAAAAAGUGGAUAAGAGACUGAAGAAAUUUCAUGGAAUUCCCCUUUUGACACAUGAUAUGUGGUCAGAGGUCAUUGAAAAGUCUCAUGCCCCCUCACACCCUCUGCUUGGAGGACACCAGUGGGCAGGGGAGGUCACCAAAGUAGCUCUGGUUGUAUUUGUGAAGACAGAUUGCAGGAGUUGUGCGAACAGUUUGGAAACCUUACUAAAGGUGCAGAAAGCUCUUCGCUUUCUAGAUGGAGGAUCGCUAUAUCUGGUGAAUUGCACAACUGAGCGCGAGCUGUGUGGGGUACACAACAUUCGCGGAUACCCCUACAUCACAGCAUUCCGGGGACAAGGCUGGUUAGGCUACUCCCACUGUGUAUCCCCCGGCAACCAACACCUACCCUACACACGCAUGGAUUUUCAUGGCGUCAUUCAGGAGAAGAACAUUAUGGAGUGGUUUGCAAACGUAGCUGGAACAUCCAUUGUAAACCUGAUGUUUGAAAAACCAGAUGAAGAGAUGAAAGAAGAUGUGAGAUUGGUGGGCACGCUGAUUCCUAGAUAUUCUCGUUUCCUGCCCAGACCCCCUCACUCUAAAAACCCAGAGUAUUACUUCCCUUACCAGUGCUUUAGACUCGUUUGUGAAAGACUGUUUGGAAAGGCAGUGUGUUACUCAGCAUACAGCGUAGACAUACCGGCCAGAGAAUAUGAAGACCAGCACCUGGAACUGGUUGUUACCAAGGUGAUGAUGCACAGACGAGAUGGAGCGGAGGCGGUGAUCACUCAACUCGGAAAGUCAAUAGUGUCCAUUCUGGAGGAGCAGGAGGGAACAGCCAUCCAUCGAUUUCACAGGAAACACAGCUAUACUUUUGGCCCUACCCUGAAGUGCGAGGAAGACCAUGGGGUGUGUACAGACUUCAUCACUUCCUUUACACUGGACCACGCCCGUCUCCCUGUCACUCACAUCACCUCGGACGCCUUCCACACUCAGAUCAGGUCAGAGGAUGAAGACCACCCUGUUUUGAUUGCUUUAGUACAUCAGGAUAACGUUACACAGGACUCACCAUUUCUCCAGACUCUCCAUGCAGUAGCCAGUGAGUUGUACGAUCGCCUUGUGGUAACUACGUUAGAUGUCAAUCAGUACCCGGCCUGGGCGGGACAGUUUGUACCCGCAGACUACAAAACCAUUCUCAUCAGAGAGGACCGGGACAUUGAAGGUAUGUAUUCCUAUCCCAGGAUGUGUAUUGUGUCCAGGAAUGACCACAGAAAAGCUGCCUUUUAUCCACCGCUGGGAAGAAACAAGAACUCCUCUAAAUGGUUUCAGAGAGAUAUCAUCAAGAAGUUUGUGGAAAAAGUACUUACAAAUCCAGGAAAACACAUGGUACAAACAGAACACUUUUAGGCAGUUGUAUCAGAAUCUCAAAAAAUGCAGAUUAGGAUCUUCUGAAGGGGGG
Molecule: messenger RNA, 2854 nt
Organism: Ostrea edulis (European flat oyster)
Lineage: Eukaryota; Metazoa; Mollusca; Bivalvia; Ostreida; Ostreidae
Exons: 22
Coding region: 31-2802 (923 amino acids)
Biological process (GO): protein folding; response to endoplasmic reticulum stress
Cellular component (GO): endoplasmic reticulum
Molecular function (GO): protein disulfide isomerase activity
Source: RefSeq, a predicted model, not a curated record